Messenger RNA from Silurus meridionalis, 708 nucleotides. RefSeq names its product dysbindin domain-containing protein 1-like. Gene Ontology annotation, biological process: negative regulation of protein kinase activity. The coding region runs from base 132 to 605 and encodes 157 amino acids. Lineage: Eukaryota; Metazoa; Chordata; Actinopteri; Siluriformes; Siluridae. Gene Ontology annotation, cellular component: cytoplasm. The transcript has 4 exons. The record is from RefSeq and is a predicted model, not a curated record.
GUGGAGAAAACAGAGAUUGUGGCUUUUCACUGUGAUAAUCCAGUGGGAGUCGAUGCUUAUUAUCUCUUGGCGUUUGCACACAUACACAUUCAGCUGCUCUAGAGAGCAGCAUCAGACUCUCAGUGUACUGGAUGGAGGCUCAGGGAGGGGCAGGGAGCCCAGAUGAGACUAAAAAAGGCCAGAAGCUGCUGAAGCCCUCAUCGUCAGAAGAACUGUCAAAAGAGUCUUCCCAUCAUUCCCGGGGUCCUGAGGAGGACAGAGUGAUUCCCGGACACACCCCAAGCCUGCUGCAUGUCACUGACAGACGGCGUGAUUUCCGGGAGCCUCUGAGCAGUGUUUCCUCCCUUGAGGUUCACUUCGACAUGCUUGACCUGACAGAGCUCACAGACAUGUCCGACCAGGAGCUGGCUGAGGUUUUCGUCGAUUCCGAUGAAGAAAGCCCAGAAUCACCUGCAAGUUUUCACCACCACCUAAGCAGAAGCUACCUGCGCUCUCCCUCAUGGACACGCUGCAGUAAGCUGGAGCAGUCACACGACCGAAAGCACCACAGCGAUUCAGACAGCACCGAGUCUGAUCACAAACUGGAACGGCCCAAAAAACCUUGAGAGAAACGCAGCCAGGAUACACACACAGAUACACACAGCUGAGCCACGUUAACACACAGACCCCGUGGUGCUAAAGACAAUAAAAUGUGAUCUAAUGUUUUCA